GUCCUGGGCCCUUUCGAUUCCCGCGCGCACACACACUCGAGAAAUCCUGGAGAAAGCAUCCAUCGAGUAGGGCCGUCGUCGCAAGAGGAGAGUAGGAGAGUAUAUCGUCGCCGCUAUUGGAGUGGAAAAGAAAAGGGGAGGACCGAUGAGAUGAGCACUCGGGGUCCUCUUACCUCUCCAGCCAGUACCUCGCCGAGUCCGGCCCCAGCUCCGAGCGAAGAAAGCACAAAGCCAACCUUUCGACUCGACAGCUUUGCUCCCGUCUCUGCUGCUGCUCGCACCCUCGAGAUGAGGCAGGCCCUCGAUGGCGCCUCGUCUUCGGCAGCGGCGGCAGGACCAGUGGCCAAGCAACAGCAGCAGCAGCAGCAGCAGCAGCAGCAGCAAUCACAGCAGCAACUGCAGCAACAGCAACAGCAACAAGCCGACGGCCUGAAUGCAUCGUCCUCUUACCUCCGCCGACGUUCCGCCCAGAGCGACCAGCCCACUUACUCGCCUCCCAUUUCCAGACGGCCCAGUGCAGGCGUCGGCGUGCUGGGCAACAGCAACACCAUGGCUCUCGCCUCACUUCCCGAGUCGCCUUCGUCUUCGGCCGGCUCAUCACCCACAAAUACAAUACGAGCAGCUGUCUCGCGAAAGGCCUCGGCGGUGGCUGCCUCGCCUGUCCUGAGCUCGUUUGCAAAGCAGCGCGCCGCAGACGAGGUGCAGGCCGUCGCCUCCUUUCUCGCUUCCAGGGACAAGAUCCAGAGGCCGGCGUCGGCACCGCCACGGGGUGCCAAUCUUGCACUGGGUAUGCAGGCGAGCACGAGUCUCGACGACAUUGGCUACGGCACGGCGCUCGAGGGAGGCAUCAGUCCCCUCGUCAUACACCAGGCGGGGCAGGCGGAAGCUGCGAGCUACUUUGGACACAUACUCGAGCAGAGAGAGCCGCCGCAACAAUCACAGCAGCAGCAGCAGCAGCAGGAACAGGAGCCAAGCAAGAUGCCGCAAGGGAACGAGUCGAGGACGGAGAAGUCAGCGGAGACCGGCAUUCUCUCCCUCCCGUCCAGAUCACUCGGUGUCCUUUUUGCCUUUCUUGUCAUGUGGGGCGCCGUGCUGAGCCUGGACAGGCUCACGACUUACUCGUACCAGACCAUCGCCCUCAACUCUUUUUCUUCGCACUCCGAAUUGGCCCUCAUCAAUGUCGUGCGCGCCGUCGUGGCUGCCGUCAGCGCGGUGCCGUUUGCCUCGAUGGCAGACUGUCUCGGCCGCCAUCGCGCCUUUGAUGUCGGCCUCGUCCUGUACACGGCUGGCCACGUCACCCUGGCGUCGAGCCGAUCGACGGCGUCCUACGUCGGAGGGGUCAUUCUCUUUGAGACGGGCGCCAACGGUCUCUACUGUCUCCAGAACAUCAUCCUGGCCGACAUGACGAGCUCGAGAAACCGGCUGCUGUUUCAGGUCAUCCCUCAGAUGCCCUUUCUCGUCUUCAGCUUCAUCAGCUCCGACAUCUACCAGGCCGUGCUACCCCAGUGGCGGUGGGGUGUGGGCAUGUUUGCCAUCCUCGGUCCGGCUGCGCUGCUGCCCAUCGCCUACUUCUUGCGCCGCGCGAAUCCGCCUGCGGCGAAGAUGGCAUCCCCGAGAAAGCUGCGCAGGGCCCGGACGGAUGCCGUUGCUCUUUUCAAGAGUUUCUACGACAACUCGGACCUCAUCGGCCUCUUUCUGCUGUCUGCCUCGCUCACACUGCUUCUGGUGCCCUUGACGCUGGCUACCGCAUCGCCAAGUUCGUGGGAAUCGCCGAGGAUCAUUGCCAUGCUGUCCGUCGGUGCUGCUCUCCUGGUCCUUUUCGCAGUCUGGGAGACGCGCUACGCCAAGCGACCCAUCCUUGCACCCUGCUUCCGAGUCAGCCAUACCUUCUGGGGCGGCGUCGCCACACUGACGCUGCUCUGGACCGCAAACUCGCUCGUCGGUGCUUACCUCCCCACCUAUCUCUAUGUCGUCCAUGGUGUCUCCAGUCGGGCCCAGCAGAACAUCGGCGUCCUCUACAGCUUCACCACCGCCGCCGCUUCCUUGCCCGUUGGGCUGACGGUGCGGUACACGCGCCGGUACAAGAUGUUCACCCUCGUCGGCGUCCUCAUCUACACGGGCGGACUGGGCCUCAUGAUCGCAUACAAGGGCACCCAGGACUCGAUGUUCCACAUUGCCGCGUCUCAGAUUGUCAUUGGCCUCGGUGGCGCCUUGACUGUCGCCCUCAUCCAGGCCGCCGUCCAGGUCUCGGUGCCCCACGCAUUCGUGGCGCAGUCGAUUGCGACGCUCAACAUCUUUUCGUGCAUGGGAAACGCAAUCGGGUCCGCCGUGGCCGGAGCGAUGUGGAGCAACCUGCUGCCUGGCCUGCUGGUCAAGAAGCUGGCGCCUCUCGGAGCGCAGAACCAACUCUCAAGCAUCUACACUGAGCCGCUGACUUGGAUCGAGGACCACCCGCUGGGCACCAGCUCGGAUCGGACGGCCGUCGUCGACGCCUACGGAGUCUGCUGGCGGACAAUGAUGGUGACGGCGACGGCCAUUUGCGCCGCAUCGCUCGUGACGACGUUUGUCAUGCCGAACCACAAGCUCAACGACACGCGGAGCGUCUACGUGGACGGACAGCUAGCGAGAGGCUCCGAGGAGGAAGAGGACAAGAUGGGCAGGCUCUUUGGCGACGAGUGGCUGGACCGGCUCGAGCAUGCGCUGGGCAAGAAGUGCGGCCGAUGUGCUGACGAAAACAGACCCUCCAAGGGCAAGCAGAUCUGGAGAAAAAGACGACGCACCGUCGGUGGGAGUAGCCAGCCGGUCCCAGAGGAUCGGGAGCUGGACGAGAAAGGGAGCUCGGGUGCGAGGCGAAAAAAGUCGACGCAGCUGCCGAGUCACCAUCAGGGCACCGCGGCCGCCAAGACACCAUCGUUUAUUCUGCCGUCGCCUCUGUCUCCUCUCUACCCUUCUCCUUCUCUGGCUUCUACCUCCACUGCUGCCGAGGGAGACCCGACGUCGAUUCUCCUUGCUUCGCCCCCCUUGACUUCAAAGGUACCCCGGCCAAGUCCGCUGGGCAGAAACGUAGAAAGCAGCUCGUAUAUGUAACUCUAAUAAUUCGCUCUCUCUACGACGAAAGCAGCUCAUUCUAAUUACAUCUUCAUCAGUUUG
This is a messenger RNA of Acaromyces ingoldii, 3150 nucleotides long. Its product is annotated as MFS general substrate transporter. NCBI's taxonomy places the organism in Eukaryota, Fungi, Basidiomycota, Exobasidiomycetes, Exobasidiales, Cryptobasidiaceae. Gene Ontology annotation, molecular function: transmembrane transporter activity. Bases 151 to 3087 code for a protein of 978 amino acids. The transcript has a single exon. The record is from RefSeq and is a predicted model, not a curated record. Gene Ontology annotation, biological process: transmembrane transport.